CAGGUUGGAAAGAGACUACAAAUACAACCACCCACCACUCGGCGGGUGGCAGUAGCGAGCAGUCACCUGUAUUUCAAGAUGAGUACAAGAAGAAGAAGUUUUUUUUUUUUCUUUUUUUUUUCUUCAACUUUGCCUCGCUGUUUUUUUUUUUUUUUUUUUAAAUGUUUUAUUUAGGAACACAAAACAUACAGGUUAAAUUGGCAGAAGGUGAACUAGAAAUACAGGAAGCAACAGAAAAUCAGACGAAGGUCAAGACCGCUUCACUUCCGCAUUCCUUGGUGUGGUCAUGUUUCGAAUAAAAAAAACAAAACGCAAAAGAUGCGCGAUUUCCAAGCAGGCAGCCGAUGAUGAUGAUGAUGAUGAUGAUGAUGAUGAUGAUGACGAAGCCGUCCACCGUCCACGAGGAGGAACGACGCCGACAUUUCGAGAUGUUUUACUUGUUGCUGCUGAUUUCCUGCUUGCCGCACGGGGGCGCCGCAUCCCCAAUAAGUUGCUACAACGACCAGGGAGAGGCCACCGACUGGUUUUACGUGUACAAGCUGCCGAAGGACCACGGCAGCGUUUCGGGUUUGACGUACUUGCUGAUGGAGGCGGGCGGCGCCGGCUGGACGCCCGGCAAGGGGACCGUCAACGACACGGCGGGCGCCCUGGGCAGCACGCUCGGACAACUCUACGUGCAGGAAAAUAGCACGGAAGUGGCGUACGUCCUUUACAACGAUCAGGAUCGACCGAGAUGGCGUCGCGGCAGAGGAGGACACACGAAAGGUGCGGUGCUGCUGGACAAGCGUCAGGGUUUCUGGCUGCUGCACAGCACGCCCGUCUUCCCCCCGGCGCGCCCGGCGGGACGCUACAGCUACCCCGACAGCGGCGCCACCUACGGGCAGAACUUCCUGUGCGUCACCUUCCCGCUGGAGCGCUUCCACGCCAUCGGCGAGCAGCUGCAGAUCAACCAGCCCAACGUGUACGACUGCGACGUCCCGCCGUCCUUCGCGGCGACCGCGCCGGCUCUGGCCGCCGUCUGCAAUAAAGGCGGCGCGCGUGUCCCGGCCGCCAAUCGCAGCGUCGCGCUGACGUCCAAAGGCGGCGCCCGCUUCGUCAGCUUCGCCAAGGGGGCCGCGUUCGACGACGACCUGUACCACUCGUGGGUGGCCCCCACCCUGCAGUCGGACCUCCUGGUGCAGUUCUGGAUCCACUCGGGCGGCAUCCUCCCGUCCGACUGCACGCUGGGCUGGAAGGUUCUGGACAUCACGCGCCUUUCCCCGGGCGGGCUGGCGGCCUACAGCAACAGCAAGGACCACUCCAAGUGGGCCGUCAGCCCGCUGCCGGCGGCGGUAGGCGGCGGCGGAGGCUGGCUGUGCGUGGGCGACAUCAACCGUAACGAGGCGGAGGAGAAGCGAGGCGGCGGUGCGCUUUGCCAGCGCAACGCCGCCGUGUGGAAAGCGUACCGGGCCGCCGCGCUCCAGUACCAGCCGUGCCGGGACCCGGGGAGCAAGCGCCUUCAAUUUGCCUAAUUAAGACUUUUUUUUUUUUAUAACAAAUAAUCAAUAUUUCUACGUCAAUUUAAAAAUUCAAUGAAAAUAUUUUAUAUUUGAUUAAAAAUCUGCUGUUUUCUUUUUAUCUGAAAAAGUGACUUUUUAUUUUGUAUAUUUACCCCCCCCAAAAAAAUCUGAGAUUUGUGAAAAAUUUCACAAAAUGCGGAGUUAAUGCGAAAUGAAAAUGGAGAUACAUGUGAACAAAUUCACAAUAUUUGGGAACAUCAAAUAUUUAAUAUUUGAUUGAAAACUCAUCUAACCAUAAUGUAACGUUCGAUCCAAUUACGAUGCAAGCGUGUCGGUCUCGAAUGUGAAAUUGUCCGCCUCCUACGAAAGCCCGAAUGUGGAUGGAUGUCGUGUUCCUUGCUCGCAUUUGUCCAAAUGUUUGCCCCCUCAGCGUUUGCCGGUUGAGGCGGGCCAGGAAGCGGCAGGCGACGUGAUGGUUUUCGAACAACAAAAAUCACGUGACGGAUGUCAACGUAAUCAUCUCUGCACAAACGCCACUGGCUCGAGGCGGCCAUCUUCCUUCGAACCCUUGACCCUGGCGAGGAGUGCGCACCUCAAAGUGCAGUCGCCGUACCUGGCCAGUGGGUGGCAUGCUAUGCGAUGCGACGGUCUAUAGGCUUCGACAGUAGUUCAAUAAAUGCUCGUCUCAAUUGUAAUAAUCCAUUUCUUUUCAUUUUGACUUUAUUUCUACAGGCAAUAAUCCAAAGCUCUUCACAUGAAAACACAACAGCCUUUUUCUUGCAAAGACGACGACAAGCGUUGUUGGCAGAUGUUCUUUUAAUGGGCGGCGUCCAAAAUGUUCCGCUGUGGUAGAAAGUACAUUUGGCGUGUACAAAAAUAGGACAUUUAUUGGCAAUAUUUCCACGCGGGCGGAGGUGGUGGGCACCUCGUUGAGGAAGGCACAAAGAAAAGCAUGGCUAGCAGAGCUAGCGUACGUCAUUUAGCUUCCAUCGUAUCAGAAUGAUCGGAAUUCGCUCCUCGGCCGACCGGGACGCUUCAGCGGCGCCGAGCGCGCGCGAGACCUCCGCCGGUCCCGGUGGGACUUCGACUUGGACAUUUCACAGAGCGCGUUGAGACACGAUGGAAAAAGUUCCGUUUUGCCUCGACGACUUCAGCGCACGUGAUAAUUGGAUAUUUAAAACGCCAUCAAAACCCCAAAAAUCUUCAGGAUAAGGAUAAAAAAAAAAAAAAAAAAAAAAA
This is a messenger RNA of Phycodurus eques (leafy seadragon), 2738 nucleotides long. RefSeq names its product deoxyribonuclease II, lysosomal (gene dnase2). Gene Ontology annotation, biological process: apoptotic DNA fragmentation. The record is from RefSeq and is a predicted model, not a curated record. Bases 345 to 1511 code for a protein of 388 amino acids. The transcript is spliced from 7 exons. Gene Ontology annotation, molecular function: deoxyribonuclease II activity. Lineage: Eukaryota; Metazoa; Chordata; Actinopteri; Syngnathiformes; Syngnathidae.